This is a messenger RNA of Haliotis rufescens (red abalone), 10779 nucleotides long. Its product is annotated as membrane-associated guanylate kinase, WW and PDZ domain-containing protein 1-like. The transcript is spliced from 20 exons. Gene Ontology annotation, biological process: signal transduction. The record is from RefSeq and is a predicted model, not a curated record. The coding region runs from base 3946 to 7851 and encodes 1301 amino acids. Gene Ontology annotation, cellular component: cytoplasm. NCBI's taxonomy places the organism in Eukaryota, Metazoa, Mollusca, Gastropoda, Lepetellida, Haliotidae. Gene Ontology annotation, molecular function: protein binding.
UUCAUUAUUUUCCAUACCUGUGGAAUAGUUGGAGGUUUAGUUGAGCGUAUUGUUCUAUAUGCAGCUGAUGUGGAAUGACUGAGUGCAUUGUUUAUGCAUUCAGCGCAUGACUUACAUUUGUGGGACUUGUUUAUACACCAGUAUCACUGAGGGAGAGUUUAUGGAUGCAUGUCUGGCAUAUUUCGUACAGUCAUCACCGGAGUAGAUUGAGUGACCGAGUUGGAAGAGCUUAAUUAGAUUGUGUGGAUAUAUUGAUACCUGAAUUCAGUCCAGCUUGGCCUCGAUCUUUGUGCCUCCAUUGUAAGAGAAUAUCAAGCAUUCAUCUCAUUGUCAACAAAACCCAAGUGGUUAUUGUGCUUGGCAAAGCGAAAUAAAUGCCGAUCGUGAAUCCAUGAUGGACAGGUAUUGAGCAGACAACGAUUUUUCUGGCGGUUGAUUGUGCUGGCGUGUCACAGCAAACAGGGAUGAUGGCAGGCGUGUGUUUUUAAACAGCUCAACGAUGUGGGGUGAAGUCGGGCAUCCACAGCCAUAAACACAAAGCAUAUGUCCAGAGAGAUCUGACAUUGGGAACAUAGUAAUCUUUGUCAAGUUGGAGCAGACAUCAGCUGGAGUUCUUUUCCCCGCUGCAAAACUGAUAGACUUUUCUUUGGAUAUCUAUCAACAAAAGCAGGGAGGACUUGUCACCUGGUCCAGAGUCUGAUCAUAAAUGUUUUGACUCCCACACAAAAAGGUUCUGUGGACUGUUUGUGGAGGGAAUAUUAUCUGACAAUACUCCUCACAAUACCUGUGCUUGGGAGUGCAUUCAGUGGUUCGGGGCAGAAGUUGCGAGGCUGCUUCAUAAUAAUGUGGCAGAUGUGAAGUUAUUGAAGUGGAGCCAUCACACUGAGAGGAAUUAGUUAGGAUAGAACCCACUGAGGAAGACCGACGCCUGUGCUAGUUCGUUUCUAAACUUGAAGGUUAAUAUAACUGUAACUAUGUGCCAUGGACCAUGAAAUUAGCCACGUGCCUGUUAAGGAGGGAUGUUUGGUUGUAGUCGGUGAGGCAUGUCUGACAAGUGUCUUUGUUAAGUGAUGUUUGAUAUGUGCGUGUAGGUAUACAAGCCUGAUCAUGAAGUGUCACUAAUACACCUACAAGAUUUUCAAGUAGCAGACGUCAACUUGACAACUGAUGAAUUUCAAGCCAGUCUUUGUUCUAGGUGUAAUUUGUUGGAAGAAAUUAAACCAGGAGAUUUCCACUUUGACGACCGUGAUUUCUUGAUGUAUGGACCCAGGCUUUGUCCCAAUUGGUCAGACACCGAGACUUUUCAUUGGCAAUUCAGGACCAAAUAAUGAGGAUUGAUUAUCGUGUUAUUAACCACCUGCCUGUGGAAUAUAUGUUAUUAUCACAUGACUGUGAUUUGUGAAGAGGUCAGACUGAGCAACAGUUUGGAUUCCGUUCCAAGUCAACUUUGAUUACUUCAUUGAUGGUCACAAGUUGGCACUUUGUGAUCUUGUGGUUACUUUGUGUCCUGAACAAACUACUUGGAGAUUAUUGAGUGGAAAAGUUGUUUAAGAUCAGUUGAAUGAUCUGUGUGGAUUUAUUGCAGUGUGUGUGUACAGGUACAGUGCCAGUGCCAUUUAGAUGAGGUAGAUGCCUGGGGCUUAUCCUAAUCCUGUUGACAGAGACUUGCACAAGAGGGAGAGGACGUAACAUUGUUUGCUUGACUCAAACUGGCUUAGAUACACUGUAAUUUGCUUCAGUACAAGGGUUAACUUGUUGACGGUUGUCCGUGAAUCCACCACAUUGGGACUUCAAGAGGCUUUAUGAGGUUGGGAGAGGUGUGAGGAUUCUCUCCUCCGAUUACUGACCAAACAGUGUCACACUGUCGACUAUUGUUCCUUGGGGCAGACGGCUGGUUGUGAGUCAGUGUGACCGUCUGCACGCUCAUCCGAACUCUCAAUCUCCCCCACAAUCAUCACCGUGGGUUUACAAGCUACAGAUGGGAGUGUGAAUCAUUAUCUACAGUUUUUCCGUGCUGUAAUCCCCCUUCGUGCAAAUGUACGGGUGACACCCUGACCCUCACGUCUCAGACACACGCCUCCAAGUCACCAAGAUUCCUUGCGGCAGAUGUAAUCACUGACUUUUUUCUGUGAAGAAUUUCAAGAGUUACAUAAUUUGAUGCAGCCUAAGUGUGUGAUGUAAUCGAAUAUUUUUUGUUUUCCUAGUCCCAAGCAAACAAAGAGUUAUCACUGAUCUUGCGUUGCACCCAAGCUAUCACUUGCGUCUCUAAAUGCCAUCUGUCCUUGGAACAGCAGAGAGUGAUUCUAGCCAAGCUAACUCCACACAGGAAUUUAUCUUACAAAGGACAGAAGCCACAUCCUACAACUUCUCCCAUGUGUGUGAGGCAUGGCAGAAUGUGACAGUUUAAACUAUUGAAGCACUGUCAUUGGUUAAUUCGAAGAAGCCCUGGAAAGGCAGCAUCAAAAUGUGCAUGUGCACCAAAGUGCAAGAGUGUGCAGUUGUUGUUUUUUAAAUCUGAAACCCCCUCCAACUUGAAAAUGCAUACAGCAGGCUGCUAACAAUUUUUCUUUGCUAAAACUUUGUUUUUGCAUUCUUUGUUCGAAUUCUGUGAGUUAACAGUCCAUGAAUUCCUAAUGUCGAUGUUGUGACAUACCCAAGGUUCACAUCACGUGUCAGGGACUCAAGGGUUGUGAUCGCAUGUCACGGUGCCACCGAGGUAAUGUGACAGGAGACGCACUUGACAGCAGACGGUCAAGUGUGUCGUUCUACAACCAUAGUGACCUGCUACCUUAGAUCAACCCACAUUCAACUUGAAAAACUCGGAUAUUGCUCUUUUCUCAAUCAACGUUUCCACCUCAGGUCCUAUAGGAAAAAAUGACAGCAGACGGUCAAGUGCAUCCAUCUCUGCCAUGAGGGUGACCUGCAGCCUUAGGAAUCGUGAAAAAUAAUCUGGAUAUUGCUCAUUUAUAUUGAUUUGUGGAACUGUCACUGUUCGUGCUUGACUUAAUGGUUCAAGAGAGGCAAACGGUUUAAUUCUGGCAUUGUUGGACAAUUACACGCCUAUGCAAGAAUUAUUCUCUCAUUAUUUCCCUGCUGUGAGAUAAUUUACACACAUGGAGUGACUGGUCAUAUAUUCAUGAUGGUGAAGGAAACAGGGUAUAAUAAUCUGCUAUCAUUACCUAGAAAGUGGGACAUAUCAAUAACGUUAGCCUACCAGUACAAGUAACUAUGUGUUGACUGGCUGGAUGCUAUUGUUCAUUGGGUAAUAUUGAUCUGUUAUACACUCUCCCUUGUGCUGGACCAGGACCUGUAUCAUGAGUUUGUGAGACGUGGAGUCAACACCAGGAUCAUUAAGUGAGUGAUCUAAGUAGAUAUGUCUGGAGACAUUUACGGAGAUAAAAACACAUCAGAUGCAGCAAGUUUGGAUUUAAUGGCUUUAUGUUUAGCUAAUAAGGCCCAGGUUUUAUCUGCUUCAGUUCAAGUGAUUACCUAAUGUGACUGAUGACCUCAAUCCUGGCAGAUGAUAUGAAAAUCUAAUGUGUCUUGGUUUUCUAUCUUGUGCAUCUUUGAUACCCUCUGAGGAGGAGAGUGGCACUGUCAACUGUUUGGUGACUUGAUGCAGAGAAAUGAUGACAGAUGCUAUCUAUCAACGGGUACAUGAAUAUCAUAACUGAUAACGAUGUAGAAGACCCCUGUUAAAUGGCUGGGUUUUCAGGACAUAAUUGAAUUUUGGGAUACAAACACUGUUCAGCUGAUUGGAGACUGACAGUACAUCAGUUGUGGAUAUAUUAUUUGUGAUGUUAUACAUUGGUAAAAUUUGGGUGUACCAAUUUUGUCAUCAAACUAAGUUGCUAUGAGACUUGAAUAAAUCAGUUGUGGAUACACAGUCAAAAAUGAUCUGAGACAGUUGUGGAUUUAUGGUAUUGUGGAUUUAUAUGUUGGAAUAUGGUGCUUAUACAAGAGUGCACCAUGAAGACGAACGUACAAGAAGACAUGGAAAGUCUUCCCAAAAUACCACCCCCCAUGGACCUAAUUCAGUGCACCACCCUCAAGAUACGUUCCCCCGAGGGAGAAGGACCGCAUUCCCCUCUCUCCCUGAAGGGAACCCCAUUUAUCCCCGGCUACUCCGACGUUGGAUCAGGGAAGUGUGAGAAAUGCACAAAAGGAAAGUGUACAGCCAAGUUUAUUCACUUACAAGAACUUCCGUUUGGCUGGGAGAAGGUGGAGGACCCCCACUAUGGGACAUAUUUCAUAGACCACGUCAACCGCCGCACCCAGUAUGACAAUCCUGUCUCCACAGCUAAAAAAGAGGAUGAGUUGAAUGGGACAAGCACUUAUCCUCGACCAAGGAAACCUCAAGAUAGUGCUAAGAGGUCAGCCAGUGACUCCAACAUGAACGGCCAAACAGCUGAUAGCCGCAAGCCGUUCUUCACAAAAAAUCCCUCGGAACUGCAGGGUGAUUUUAUACGAACUUCCUUAGUGAAAAGUAUCCGUGGAUUUGGAUUUACUAUUAUCGGAGGUGAUCAUGUGGACGAGGAAUUCCUGCAGAUAAAGAGUGUGGUUGAGAACGGUCCUGCUUACCUGGAUGGGAAACUUCGGACAGGUGACGUGCUGGUCUAUGUCAACAACAGCUGCGUGUUGGGGUAUACCCAUCAGGACGUGGUGAGUCUCUUCCAAACCAUUCCACCGGGAGACACUGUCAUGCUGGACAUAUGCCGGGGAUACCCUCUGCCCUUUGACCCAGCAGAUCCCACCAAUCGUAUCAUCACUACCGUGGCUGUCAAUUUACCUCAGGACGGGAUCACGCCCCAUUUGCCGUCAUACUCGGGUGGAUCCAAGGACAUGGAUUUCUUGAACUCGUCGCAACCGAGCAUGAAAUCGUUGCCCGAUUUGGCCCGAUCGGCCCACGUAAACCCCAAUACUAGUUUCUCACAACACAGCAUGCCUGGCGAUCUUGCUAAUUCGGACAAUGCCCCCGAUGUGUUGAAUCUGAUGUCUUCGAAACCAGAACAUAUUAUUGUUCAUAUAGUGCGGGGGAGUAUGGGGUUUGGCUUCACCAUAGCGGACAGUCCGUACGGACAGAAGGUGAAGCAGAUUCUGGACAGGCCUCGGUGUAAGAGUUUAAUGGAAGGUGAUAUUCUGGAGGAAAUAAAUGGAAUUAUGGUGCGCGAGAUGUCUCAUGCACAGAUUGUGGGCGUAUUGAAAGACUGCCCUGUUGGACAACCUACAAAAAUUAUUGUGCAAAGGGGAGGACUGUCAUCACAUAAAAAUAGAAAAAUGAAAAUGUCGAAAAGUUUUGAAGAGAAGCAUGGCGGUGAACCAGGGCCCAUCAACCAGCCGGGUGCGUACUUCUUUACAGGGGAUCAGGGAGGUGGACAUAACCAUAUCGGAGAAUUACCUGAUGAGGGCUUUGAUAGCCAUAACAAUGGGCAUACCUCCAGCCAGGAAUCGGAGUUGGCGCACUCGGCAGAUGCUGAUGAAGUUGAUGCUCCCUCGACAACAAGGACGAAGACGCCAACCAAGGAAAUGGGGAACAGACCCAAAACUCCCUCCAGUAGUGAACAGAGACCCAAAACACCAUCCGAACGCCCCAAAACACCUACAAAGAAUUAUGGCAUUACUAUGGACAACAGGGGGAGGCCACCCAUUUCUGCUCGGCCGGAUAUGCCGACUAGGCUUCAAGAUUUACAUUUAAGGAAUGAUGAAAAUUCCCACGAUAUUAAUAACCAUCAUAAUCAUUCCCGGACAGAUUUUUAUAAUUCGGGUAAUUAUGAACAUGCAAAUUCCCGACCUCCCCCGGGACCCCGAGACCAUCAACGUCACAACGAUCACGGGUUCCGGCAAGAGGGCCGACGGCCUGAAUUCCGUCACGAUCCUUAUGGUAGUCCUCGAAGUAAUUAUCCUAUGCAAAAUUCUUUUGGUGAACGAAGGGAAACCGACCGAGAAGGGAGGUAUGGCUACGACAGGGGUGAUAAUGCCAAACCGGGACAAUUUCGUAGUCGUACGCCGGGGCCCGAGUUAAUGAAUCGUGGUGUGGGCCCGGACUAUCGAACUGAUACUCACAGACCCAAAACUCCAACAGCUCAAGAUAUGAGAAGUAAAACUCCAUUGCCAAAUUUUUCUCAGAAUGCACGUGACUACAGCCAAAGUGGGAGGUACACUCCAAACCCUGCCUGGCAACAUGGACGAUCGUACCAACAAGAUUUUAAUCGGCAAUGGCCGGGGGAUGUGAAUUCACCACCAAUAUCAAGAAGGUUAGAAUCCUUCGAAAACUCUGUUCAUGAUCGCAGUUAUGGUAGUGACUAUUCUCGGAACGCCAACACAAUUGGCCAAGGAUCGCCUGGCGGUGUUGGCCGACCGCCUAGGCAGAGCACGUCAUUCGAAACGGAGGAUCCUACGCCUAGCAAUAUCACUCGAGUGCCUAAACGGCCUCCGUUGUAUUCAGGGUCUUCGUUUUCUAAUCCAGGAGGACAUUCUCCAAGGAAUAUGAAUCGUUUUCCUGAGCAGCGUGAGGAUGACUCGCACUUUAUGGAGAUGACGGUGCAUUUACAUCGGCACGAGAGCGGAUUCGGGUUCAGGAUUAUUGGCGGCACGGAGGAAGGCUCACAGGUCUCAGUCGGGCACAUAGUCCCCGGUGGUUCCGCAGACUUGGACGGCAGAGUUCGCACUGGAGAUGAGAUUACAUUCGUAGACAACAACUCCGUCAUCAACUCCUCGCAUCAUCGAGUCGUGCAGCUCAUGGGCGCCUCCUCCCUCAAUGGGCGGGUAACUCUGGGCAUUAGGCGGAGGAUGACCUCAUUUCCAGAUGUAUCUCAGACGAAUGCUAACACGUCAUCCCAGUCAUUCCCGUAUGACGUGACCGUCACCCGCAAAGAACGGGAAGGUUUUGGGUUUGUAAUUAUAUCCUCUGUGACGAAGGCGGGGACCACCAUAGGUGAGUUCAUUGACAAGGGGGAUGCUGACGCGUCAAGUGAAUCGGUAGAAAAGUCCAAGCCGCGUGUUCCGUGGAUCGGUCGCAUAUUAGAUAACAGUCCAGCUGAGCGAUGCGGCAGAUUACAUGUCGGUGAUCGCAUCCUUGCCGUCAACAACAACGACAUCACAAACAUGCACCAUGAAGACAUCGUCAACCUCAUCCGGGAUUCAGGCUACUCAGUUAAUUUGUCCAUUGGUCCACCACCGGGUAAGGCUUCAGAUGACAACUCAAGCACAGCCAGUACAUCACAGAGAAGCUCCCAGGGCUCAAUGGUGAACGCCAUGGCGUAUCCGGCUGUGGGGGAGAACGAGAUCAGUCGAAGGCCAGACGUCUCUCCACACCACCAGACAUGGGACAGGUUUCCUCCCCCGACAGCUGAGAAACCCAAAGACUUGUCUCGAUCUCGCGUCCAGAACCAUCACGAGCCUGAGGAAGGAGAACUGUACAAUGUGGAACUGCAUCGGGGGUCGAGAGGUUUUGGUUUCUCCAUACGUGGGGGCCGCGAGUUCAACAACAUGCCGCUAUUUGUGUUAAGAAUCGCAGAGGGCGGGGCGGCGGAUGUGGAUUGUAGAUUACGGGUUGGAGAUCAGAUUCUUGAAAUCAACAGUUACCAGACGGACAACAUGACUCACACAGAAGCAAUUGACAUCAUCCAAGGUGGCGGCCAGUCUGUGCAGUUGCUGAUGCGGAGGACGGGGAAGCCCCCGCCAGUGUUUGAUGCUGGUUCAUCCCCGAUGAGUCGCUAUCCGCCCGGAAUGACUGCUGCUAACGGCCCAAUCGGCCACAGCUCCCCUCACCUGGGCCGGAGACAGAUCCCCGAGAAUCGCGAGGACUACUUCCAGAGCUAUCCGCCUAACUCACGACCGUUCCAAUACUGAAUUGCUGUUUAAUGUAACUCAGAGAUGGCAAAAUACAAGAUGGUGCACCCUUUUUGAAGUCAAAGGGCAACAGUUUCAAUCUCAGUCUGGACAUUAAUUUGGCAGAUUAGGUGAAAUUGAUUUCCAUGCUGAGUUGCCAUCAAAGCAAAUAAGAUUGAUUAUUGUGCACCAUCUUAUGAUUUAACAGUCUUAACGGAAACAGUCUCAGCAUCUUUGUGGCGAAUCAGUUUUUGCGGAAGAGGUGAAACUUGUUGAUGAGACGGGAGCCGAGUGCCGGCCUGGAUGGUUGAGGACAGACAUCAGUAGGUGUGUGUGGGAAAAUGGUUGCUCAGCAACCAGAUGGAUUGGCUGCCAGACUGCAGAGGUUGUACAGUUACCUUGGUUGUCUUGACAACAGGUCCUUGUGAAGGAUCUCAGACAUUUCAAUUGGAUUAGAUGUAUUUGUCCAAUUUGGAUUUUACUUGUCUAUAUUUUAAAAAAUGCCAGUAUAUUCUUUACUGGGUAUUUUAUAGAUUUUUGUACAGUGUAUAUAGAAAGCCUUGUAGCUUGGAUGAAUGAGCUUUUACAUAUGUAGUGAACAUACGUUGAACGGUUUCUUAGAGAGAGAUGAAUUUAUUAUGUACUAUUUUUAUGUUGAACUAGUCGACGGAGUGAUGAGUCAGCAAAAUGAUGGGGUCCGACAAUUGGGUGAUACGACGGAGGACUAUAUGCAAUGAGUCUCAGUUAAAUAAACAAAUAAUAAAGCUUAUAUGCAACGAUGUAGUGCAUGGAUUGGAUGUCUUGCAGAACUGUGAUUCUUAAAACACUAUCGCAAUACUCUCCACAAGGUGGGCCUCUUUGCUUUCAUAUAUCACACGAUGUCAAACUGACAGGUUUGUGUCUGUCUGAAACAUUUUACUUUUAACAAGUCUGAGUUAUGUACUCUGUACAUCAUUAGAGGUUAUGGUUACUCAAUACUGACAUUUGAUUCAUAAUAUUUUAUUAUUAUUAACAAAAUUUAAUGUCAUCUACAUCAAUAUAAAAAUAAAAAAACAAUUCUUUCUUUAAUAAUGAAGAAUUAGAAUCUAAUUGAUAUGAUGGUAUUUCAAGUAAAGUCAGCACUUAUUAAACUCUGUAUUACUGAAUCCAAAACAGUGUCUUUCUUUUUACCAUCUCUUUAAGUAAUUUCUAUUAACACAAUUGGAUGUCAACUACAUCAAUAUAAAACACAAUGCUUCCUGUAAUGAAGAAUAAUUCAAGUCUAGUUGAUAUGAACAUACUUAAUCUCUGCAUUACUGAAUCCAAAACAGUUUCUUUGUACUGUCGGGGCAGUCGGGUAGCCUAGUGGUUAAAGCGUUUGCUCGUCACACUGAAGACCCGGGUUCGAUUCCCGACAUGGGUACAAUGUGUGAAGCCCAUUUCUGGUGUCUCCCAGCCGGAAUGCUGGAAUAUUGCUAAAAGCGGCGUAAAACCAUACUCCCUCUUUGUACCGUCUCUUUAAGCAUUAAUUAUCUAGUAUUUUUGCCUUGAUUUACUGUGGUGAUGAUUAAUGAAAGCAAAGAGGCUUCCACCCUGUCUACUUCAGUGGGUAUGUUACAAUCAUAGCACCAGUGCUGUUGUCCAGACUUCCUGCUAGGAGGUCAUAUGCAUUGUAACCCGCAUUGUUCCCAUUCUUGUAGUAAAAGUCAAAACAUUUUCCCAUUUUUAUUCUGAAAAUAAAAUGUCAGUUCAUAUUUUACGAGUACCGGUAGUACUGAUGUACCCAAAAUUGUUUCAAUGAAAGUGAUCAAUCCACAUUGUUUGUUUAUGAAAUCUGGCUAGUCCCCGGACUAUUUGUUACUUUUAUCAGUGUAUUUUAUCCUUAUUAAAGUAUGUCUAUGUAUACUACUAACGCCUAUACGUGCAGACUACACAUGAAAUUUACGUAGUAUUUUCUUAUUGCAUCCUGAAUGCUCAAAGCAUGAUAAUCAAAACAUUUGAAUGUUAUUUAUGGUGUCUGAGAUUCAAGAAUGUCCCACUAUAUAUGAGAUACCAAACAGUUCCGACGACUUCAGAUUGAAUCUAAUGGUUUGUUUAUUUUGCCCCCUAUAUUUUGAUGGCAUGAAAGGCAGUUUUAGUACUCUCCUAAUUAUUUAUGAUUUCUUCUGUGUUGUUUCUGAUAUUUAUUUGGACUCAAUGGCUACGUUCAAGAGUUUUGUCCAUCCAGUAGGCAGUUCAAAUUGUUUUGUAGAAAUAUAUAAUAAUUGUCAUGCAGUUUAAAGAAAAAUACCAAUGGCUGUCAUUGCUUGUUAACUCUAGUUUGUCUAAAAUUCUUAUUUGUUUAUGACCUGUUCAUAAAUUACAUGAUCAUUACAAAUAGAACUGUGUGCUGCUUCAUCUACUCAAGACACACAGCGAUUAUCUAAAAGCUGUUUUUGCAAAUAGCACAUCAUGCUAAUGGAACUGCCAAAACUCAUCAACAUCCUUCUUUCAUGUGUGACAAUCUUGCAUCAUCAAUGAAAGCCAUUUCCGUGGCCAUGCUUGCAACUUUCAAUCAACCUGCCCCCUUCAUAGAACAUACUUAUAAUUUAUCAAAGAACCUGUACACUAUCAGAUCGUAUACUAGCACCAUAGGCAGCUAAGAUGUGGAGGUUCAUUCUUGAAGACCUGUUGAUGAAUCUCUUGCUUGAAAAUUUCAUCAGACAUCAUGUAGAAUAUUUGCUCAUUCUCAUACCAAUCUCUUUCAUGCUAUUAACAUCCCAGAGAAAUACAGAAAUUCACACAUACAAGUAGUGAGCCAGCAUCAGGUGUGUGUUAAGGGUAUCCUCAAGUCUUGGGAGGGCUUUACCAAUUGUCUUGUAGAUAGCGGAACUGACUGUACUUUGUCUACAUUCACUGUAAGUACCAUACUUCAUGUGUAUCACUUACCACAUGGAUUUUGUAUAACUGAAAUAAAUAUAUGCUGAAAUA